Fusarium vanettenii 77-13-4 is the source of this 738-nucleotide messenger RNA. RefSeq lists its product as uncharacterized. The transcript is spliced from 2 exons. The coding region runs from base 1 to 738 and encodes 245 amino acids. The record is from RefSeq and is a predicted model, not a curated record. Lineage: Eukaryota; Fungi; Ascomycota; Sordariomycetes; Hypocreales; Nectriaceae.
AUGGCAAAGCUUCUCUUGCUUCUGCUAGCUCUGCCAUUUGGACCAGCUCAGGCUUCACCCACUGCAGUGCCUCGACGAACGAUUGCUGGUGUCAAAGUUGUCGAUACUCCAAUCGUGCGCGACGCCCAUGACCUCGCCCUCAAACACAGCAGUGACUUUACCUACAAGCAUGUCAUGCGAGGUUGGCUAUUUGGUGCCCUUGUCAUCGAAAACAACGAGACCCUUCGCAACUCCGUCGACUUGGAGGUGCAUGCUGUGGCUGCUCUUCUUCACGACUUGGGCUGGGACCAAACUCCCGGCUCGCCAUUUGUGAGCCAUGAUAAGAGAUUCGAAGUGGAUGGUGCAACUGCGGCCAGGGAAUUCAUCAAGAAUAACAAACAUGGUAAAAAGUGGGAUGCGCGAAGAAUACAGCUUGUUUGGGACUCCAUUGCUCUUCAUACCCAACCUGACUUCUUCAACUACAAAGAACACGAGGUUUUUGUUACAGGCAACGGAAUCUUUUCCGAUUUCCAGGGCCCCCUUCUCGGUAUCACCAGCGAAGAGUAUUCUGCCGUGCUCAAAGAGUUUCCCAGCAAUGAAAUGAGGGACGGUCUGAACAAUACCAUCAUUUGGCUUUGUCAGUCGAAGCCAGCUACGACAUACGACACGUGGAUGCAGCCUUGGGGAGACAACUACGUCUCAGGUUACCAGCCUGAAGGAAAGAGACUUUUUGAUACCUCGUUUUUGAAUUUUCCUUAG